Neltuma alba is the source of this 1107-nucleotide messenger RNA. RefSeq names its product pentatricopeptide repeat-containing protein At1g63130, mitochondrial-like. Gene Ontology annotation, molecular function: protein binding. The coding region runs from base 1 to 1107 and encodes 368 amino acids. NCBI's taxonomy places the organism in Eukaryota, Viridiplantae, Streptophyta, Magnoliopsida, Fabales, Fabaceae. The transcript has a single exon. The record is from RefSeq and is a predicted model, not a curated record.
AUGGGCUAUCAACCAGACGCUGUAGUUUUGACUACACUAAUAAAAGGACUCUGUUUUAAUCAAAAUGUUGGCAAAGCUCUAGAUUUCUACGAUGACAUAAUGGCAAAAGGAUUGAAGUUAGAUGAAGUUAGUUAUGGAAUAAUAGCAAACGGGCUGUGUAAAAUGGGGAAAACAACAUCUGCUCUUAAAUUGCUUAAAGUAAUGGGGAGGCAUCUUGUUAAGCCCAACACAGUUAUAUACAACACAAUCAUUGUUGCGCUUUGUAAAGAAGGACUUGUUAAUGAUGCACACAAUCUGUAUUUUGAAAUGACUGAUCAUGGGGUACCUCCAAAUGUUGUUAUUUAUAAUAGUCUAAUCCAUGGCUUUUGUCGGAUGGAUCAAUGGCAGCAAGCAAAUCAAUUACUCAAUGAAAUGAUAUCGAAAGGCAUACAACCAGAUGUUUAUACCUUCAACAUUAUUGUUGACGCAUUAUGUAAAGACGGAAGGAUUGUACAAGCUCAAGCGGUAUUUGCUAGGAUGGUGAAGAGUGAUCAGAGACCUCAUGUUGUUACAUAUAAUGCUUUGAUUGAUGGACAUUGUUUGACCAAUAAUAUCAUUGAGGCUAAGGAAGUUUUUAAUAAGAUGAUUGAAAAUGGUUUGGCACCUGAAAUUGUUAGUUAUAGCAUUUUGAUCAACGCAUGCUUUAAGAUGAAAAUGGUGGAUGAAGCGAUGGAUCUUUUUAAGGAACUGGAUUCCAGAAAUUUGGUUCCUAGCUUUGUAACUUAUAAUUCUGUUAUUGAUGGGUUGCUCAAAUCACGAAGAAUCUCAUGCGCACAGUAUAUUAUCUAUGAGAUGCAUGAUAGGGGCCUUCACCCUAACGUAAGCACGUAUAACAUCUUGUUAGAUGUAUUUUGCAAAAUGGGACAUAUUGACAAGGCAAUUACGUUAUUUAGGCAAAUUGUCAAUCAAGGAUUUCGGCCUGAUGUGAAGACCUACACUAUACUUAUUGAUGGUUUGUGCAAAGGUGGUAGAUUAAAUUAUGCAUGGGACACUUUUCAGUAUCUUUUGGCUGCUGAAAUUGUUAAUCUUACACUUAAAAUUGUUAACGACUGCUCUUUUAGUUAUUAA